UUUUAGUGAUGAUAUAUCUAGAUGGCAGACAUUUUAAGUGUUCAUAUUUUGUUUGGGGACAGGAGUUGAGCAGGAGGAAAUCUGUUAAUGCAAUCAAACACACACCAUUAAAGUAUUCAGUAACUUCCCUCAAGACUAUCCCAGAAUUACGCAGGAAGUGUGAUUCACAAAAUGAAGACAGAACAGUUUCAAGCACCAACUGGAGUUCAGGAGUUUCAACACUCCUUGGAAAUGCACAAAAACCAACAGGCAUUGCAGACAUGUACAAUAAGUUCAGACCAGUGAAGAGGGUUUCCCCACUUAAGCACCAGCCAGAAAGCUCUGAAAAUAAUGAAAGUGAUGACCAAAAGAACCAGAAGAUGGAGUACAAGAAAGGCAGUGAUUCUCCCACCAUGGCUCAGAAUAGUGAUCAGACUCCAGGUAAUGGAGAGAGCCUUAAAACCAAAUGUGUUGAACCUGGAGUUUUGCUUGGUGAACUGGAGCACUAUGACCUGGACAUGGAUGAAAUUUUGGAUGUGCCUUAUAUUAAAUCAAGCCAGCAGCUUGCUGCUUUUACCAAGGCAGCUCCAGAGAAACGAAUUUUGAGUGUGUACUCCACGCUGAAUGGUCUUAGUGGCAAGUCGUGCCCUGCUGGAAACACAGAGAAGGCACCAACAGGAACGACACAGUUCUGUGUUCUCUCUCCUGUGAAAAGCUCUCAGCUGAGAAAAGCGCAGCCCAUCGUCUCUGAUCAGCAAAAGCAUUUAGCUGAAGAAUUAGAGUUUCCCCAGCCGCUAGUCAAAUGUAGUUCAGCUCAUGAACCUGAAGCCCAGACCAAGGGCUUGCAAAACAGGACGUUUGCCGAUAAAAUGGAGAAGACUGUGUCCCACUGUCAGUUAAGGACUUUUCAUCUGCAGGCAGUAGUGACAGAAAGCAAACAUGAUGAACUGAACAGCAACAUGAACUGGAGCAGCUCUCUCGGUCCAGAAGAGAGGAAUGAGGAUGCGAAAAAAAAUAAGAGCAUCUUAAAUAUUGUUAAAGAAGGGCAGAUCUCAUUGCUGCCCCACCUUGCAGCAGAUAAUCUGGACAAAAUUCAUGAUGAAAAUGGCAACAAUCUUUUGCAUGUUGCAGCAUCACAAGGACAUGCAGAAUGCCUCCAACAUCUUACAUCUCUGAUGGGCGAAGACUGCUUGAACGAGCGGAACAAUGAACAACUAACUCCAGUUGGCUUAGCAAUAAAGAAUGGUCAACUAGAGUGUGUGCGGUGGAUGGUGAGUGAAACAGAAGCCAUUGCAGAACUGAGUUGCUCAAAAGAUCACCCAAGCCUUAUUCACUAUGCAGGUUGCUACGGGCAGGAGAAAAUCCUUCUGUGGCUUCUUCAGUUUAUGCAAGAACAAGGAAUUUCUUUGGAUGAAGUUGAUCAGGAUGGUAAUAGCGCUGUCCAUGUAGCUGCCCAGCAUGGGUAUCUGGGUUGUAUACAGACUCUAGUGGAAUAUGGAGCAAAUGUCACUAUGCAAAACCAUGCUGGAGAGAAGCCUUCCCAAAGUGCUGAGCGGCAUGGACAUACGAUGUGUUCACGUUACUUGGUUGUAGUGGAGACAUGCAUGUCAUUGGCAUCCCAGGUUGUGAAGUUAACAAAGCAACUGAAAGAGCAGACAGUAGAACGUGUGACAUUACAGAACCAACUCCAGCAGCUUCUAGAAAGUCAGAGAUCAGAGGGCAACUCGCUGGCAACAUCCCCAAGUUCGCCAUCAUCACCCACUUCUGGCAAACCUCAGUGGAAACCAUCUGAUACAGAUGACUCGACUCUACCCAAAAGUAAAUUGAACACCCAUGAUGGGAUUCAGAUUCUUGGCAGUGCGGGAACUCCACACCACAACCGGCCCAAGAUGAAAGACGAGGACUCUGAUAAAAUCCUGCGGCAGCUGCUGGGGAAAGAAAUCUCUGAGAAUGUCUGCAUGCAGGAAAAGCUGUCGUUAGAAUUUCAGGAUGUUCAUGCCUCCAAGAACGUAAAGAAGAUCCCCCUGGAGAAGAAGGAGUUGAAGUUAGCAAGGCUGAAGCAUCUAAUGCAGCGAUCCCUCAGUGAGUCUGAUACAGAUUCAAAUAAUUCUGAAGACCAGAAGAACACCCCUGUGAAAAGAAUGGAUAAGCCAAGGCCACAGCCCAUUGUGGAAAAUGUUGAAAACACUGAGAAUUUGCACCUAAUGAUUAAGAGGCACACUUUGGCAUCGGGGCGCAGGUUCCCUUUUGGAAUGAAAGCUUCAAAAUCCGUGGAUGAUGGCCACAGCCCUUCUCCCACUUCUGAAAGUAGUGAUCCUGACAACGAAUCCCAGUAUCAGGCUGGGACUGUAUCUCAGAGCCAGGUUUUGGGUGAUAACUGUCAGUCUGGCCCUGAUGCCCACAAAGUCGCCACGAGUCCCAAGAGCGCGCUCAAAUCUCCAUCUUCAAAGCGCAGAACUGCCCAGAAUUUAAAACUCAGAGUGACUUUUGAGGAGCCCGUGGUACAGGUGGAGCAAACAGAGGUUGGUUUAAAUGGGGAAAGGGACAAAGAGCGGAGCAAGGUGCUUCAGCGACCUCCUCCCAGUGCUGAAACUGGGGACCAGCAGAAGCGACCGUUUGGAACAUUUCGAUCCAUAAUGGAGACGCUGAGUGGCAACCAGAACAAUAAUAAUAACUAUCAAACAAGCCUAAGCAAGACCUCAUCACCCUUUACCUCAUUAGGAAGGAAAGCCACAGAUAGCAAGGGAAAUUCAGCAACUUCUACAAAAGGAAAAAAUAAACCAGCUCCUCACUCCAGCUGCAUCAGUUUUUCCACUAGCAUGCUGAUUGAAGACCGCCUGUGUAACUAUGCAUGGCAUAACAACACAAACAGGCAAGUCCUGCAGUCUUACAGCAAAAAUUGUUCUGAAGAACCAGAGUUGCAAGAAUUCUUCCUUUGACUCAUAUCUCACGGGGUCUCACAGUCUUCCUCCAAACAUGGCCUGAAAUCUUCCGACUUGAAAACUUAACUAUAUGAUAUGUAACUUUCACCAGCAGAAUAACUUAGGUUGCCUUAAAUUUGUAGCAGCUAGACCAUAUACAAAAAUAAUAAUAUAUGUGUCUACGUCACUUGUUUGUAAAGUGUACUGUUUUAAGGCAUAGGUGAACAAAAGCCAUGGUUUGGAAACAUAGCAAUGCAAGGAGCCUCCAAAACGUUCAUAUGACCACCAUUUUGUACAUUACCUGUUGCAUGGAUAUAAUGUAACAUGUCUUGUAUCUCCCUUUCUCAAAACCUGUGUCUGUAAAAAAUCAAAAAUGACUUUGUUUGCCCAGAUUCUCAUGGAGCCCAAGGCAAGGGCUUACCACCCUCUCCUUGAUCAACUAUGUUUUGUUGCUAUUUCUAAUUUUUUGUAUAAAAGAAAAUAAACCAGUGUUAACCAAAACAC
Elgaria multicarinata webbii is the source of this 3404-nucleotide messenger RNA. RefSeq names its product synuclein alpha interacting protein (gene SNCAIP). The transcript is spliced from 12 exons. NCBI's taxonomy places the organism in Eukaryota, Metazoa, Chordata, Lepidosauria, Squamata, Anguidae. The record is from RefSeq and is a predicted model, not a curated record. Gene Ontology annotation, molecular function: ubiquitin protein ligase binding. Bases 9 to 2918 code for a protein of 969 amino acids.